Messenger RNA from Larimichthys crocea (large yellow croaker), 2534 nucleotides. RefSeq names its product septin-7. Bases 116 to 1429 code for a protein of 437 amino acids. Gene Ontology annotation, molecular function: GTP binding. NCBI's taxonomy places the organism in Eukaryota, Metazoa, Chordata, Actinopteri, Sciaenidae. Gene Ontology annotation, cellular component: septin complex. The record is from RefSeq and is a predicted model, not a curated record. The transcript is spliced from 15 exons.
CGCCCAAUAAUGUGCGUAAGUCCAAAGUUAACAGCUACUACUACGACAACUACUACUACUACUACGACUACUACUACUUCACAGAGUCGAGCGCUUGAGUUUGGGAAGAGAGGGAAUGUCAAGCGGAGAAACAGACGGGAACGGCGGCAUAAUGGCUCAACAGAAGAACCUGGAGGGCUAUGUGGGCUUUGCCAAUCUACCCAACCAAGUUUACAGAAAAUCUGUGAAGAGAGGUUUUGAGUUCACACUCAUGGUUGUGGGGGAAUCUGGCCUCGGGAAGUCGACGCUGAUCAACUCACUCUUUCUGACAGACCUGUACUCCCCUGAAUACCCGGGUCCUUCGCAUAGAAUUAAAAAAACUGUACAGGUGGAACAGUCGAAGGUUCUGGUAAAGGAAGGAGGAGUGCAGCUUCUGCUCACCAUCGUAGACACCCCCGGCUUUGGUGAUGCCGUUGACAACAGUAACUGCUGGCAGCCGGUCAUCGACCACAUUGACAGUAAGUUUGAGGACUAUCUCAACGCAGAGUCCCGGGUCAACAGACGGCUGAUGCCAGACAGCAGAGUGCAAUGCUGCCUGUAUUUCAUCGCUCCGUCUGGGCAUGGACUGAAGCCGCUCGAUAUCGAGUUCAUGAAACGGUUACACGAAAAAGUAAACAUCAUCCCUCUCAUCGCCAAAGCCGACACAAUGACUCCUGAGGAGUGUCAACAGUUCAAGAAACAGAUCAUGAAAGAAAUCCAGGAGCACAAAAUCAAAAUCUACGAGUUCCCGGAAACAGAUGACGAGGAGGAGAUGAAGAUGGUCAGGAAAAUCAAGGAUCGUUUACCCUUGGCUGUGGUCGGUAGCAACACCAUUAUCGAGGUCAAUGGAAAGCGAGUGCGCGGGAGACAGUACCCCUGGGGUGUGGCUGAAGUGGAAAACGGAGAGCACUGUGAUUUUACAAUCCUCCGGAAUAUGCUCAUCAGGACCCACAUGCAAGACCUGAAGGAUGUGACAAACAAUGUUCACUACGAAAACUACCGUAGCAGGAAGCUUGCUGCGGUCACCUACAACGGUGUGGACAACAAUAAGGCCAAGGGACAGCUAACCAAACCUGAGACGGCUGACGGCAUGAGUCCUCUAGCCCAGAUGGAGGAGGAGCGACGGGAGCACGUGUCCAAGAUGAAGAAGAUGGAGCAAGAAAUGGAACAAGUGUUUGAGAUGAAGGUCAAAGAGAAGCUCCAGAAGCUCAGAGACUCUGAGGCUGAGCUCCAGAGGCGUCACGAGCAAAUGAAAAAGAACCUGGAGGCCCAACACAAAGAACUGGAGGAGAAACGUCGUCAACACGAGGAGGAGAAAGCCAACUGGGAGGCCCAGCAGAGGAUCCUGGAACAGCAGAAACUAGACGCGUCCAGGACCUUGGAAAAGAACAAAAAGAAGAAGAUAUUUUAAUAACUCUGGAGGACUUUCCUGAUGUUACAAUGUAUUAUUUUUUUGCCAACCUGCCAGCCUUGAUUGUCAGAACACCUGUCAAUCAACUACAUCCGCUGUUUGACCAUAUUACUGUGUAAUAAUCAAGUGAAAGCCAGGGGGCAGUAUUGUCUGGACUCUGAAUUUAACCAAUCACUCCCCGCUCAUCCUCAUGUUCCCUAAUUAAGAAUGUGUUUUGGAUCUUUGCUCAUAAAAAAACAUAUAUUCACAUAAAAACACAUAACCAGCGUUUUUCCUUCAUGACAAAGUUCAGAGUUCAGUCAUUCUUUCCUCUUUUCUUCUUCUACUUUGGGAAUGUUGGAUGCUGCACUGCUCUGUGCUGCAUCCUUUUUUUUAAAAAAAAAAGCCAAAAAACCAAACAAAGAGGUCAGCCUUUCACUUCCUGCACAUUAGCAGACAGUGUCAGGCUGAAGCUCACCUCAGGCACUGUUUUUGUUAUAUAUGUAUCUUUCAGUUGACUUAUUUAGGUAUCACAUUUAAUUUUCCUCCCAAGAUGUUAUGCUCUUCCAUCUCCUGUAAUUGUAAAUUCUAUAACCAAAAACUGCAGUGUUUAACUUCAGUCAUGUGUAACAUUUUCUUACUUUUUGUUCAUUUCUUUUUGUUUUUUGUUUUUUGUAUUGGCCCUGGCUUAGAAAUUGUGUUCAUUUAGUUUCCAGUAUCAUUGCUGGUGUUUUCCAUCCCUGCUCUUGGAAAGCAAACAUGUAUCGCUGACUUCACUCAUGCUGAGUGUAACAUUGUUAAAGAAAACUGCUCCUGAAGUGCUUUUACAUGGAAUUAUUUGUACUUCUUGUGCAGAUUCGAUAUGAAAAAAAAAAUGUUUUUCCAACUGAAUCAAAACUUUCCAGGGGCAGGAUGUGGAAAGCUUGUGUUGGAUGUUGGUGGGAUGGGAAAGCUGGAGCUGAGAUGCUUCAGUCAAACAGACAGCAGUCAACUCAAUAACUGUACCAAGCUGGCUUUCUUUACAUCACAUUUAGCACUGUUGGUGUACUGCAUCUGUAUUUUGUAAUGUCUUGUUUUUAAUUGUACAAAGUCACAUAAUAAAAUUGUGAUGGGAUGAUCUUGGCUA